Calypte anna (Anna's hummingbird) is the source of this 4486-nucleotide messenger RNA. It is a transcript of the gene LEMD2, whose product is annotated as LEM domain containing 2. Gene Ontology annotation, biological process: negative regulation of BMP signaling pathway; nuclear envelope organization. Lineage: Eukaryota; Metazoa; Chordata; Aves; Apodiformes; Trochilidae. The record is from RefSeq and is a predicted model, not a curated record. Gene Ontology annotation, molecular function: chromatin DNA binding. Gene Ontology annotation, cellular component: nuclear inner membrane. Bases 13 to 2400 code for a protein of 795 amino acids. The transcript is spliced from 9 exons.
AGCGCCGCGGCCAUGGCGGAGCUGACAGACGCAGAGCUCCGGAAGGAGCUGAUCGCUCUCGGUUACCGGCCGGGCCCCAUCACCGCCACCACCCGCAAGGUUUACAUCAAGAAGUUGGGCUGCCUGCGGGCCGAAGUGGCGGCGGCCAAACGCACGGGCCGAGGGGCACCACCCAGCCCGGCCCGCCCCGCCGCCAGGCCGCGGCAGGCCUCACCCUCCCGGCAGCGCUCCGGCUUCAACCUCGGGGCCGCCCGCGACAGUGAGGAAGAGGAGGAGGAUGAGGAGGAGGAUGAGGAGGAAGGGGGGAAAUCCGCGUCCCGCUGGGGGACGUCGGGGAAGCGUGAUGGGAUGUCCUGGGGGGACUCUCGGGGAUCCCCCCCGGGCCGGGGUGGAGGGUUUGGGGUCAGGGCUGAGGGAGGGCUGAGCCGGGACAGCUACGGGGGGCUGAGCCGCUCGGUGCAGUGGGGGACGAGUGUAGAGAGGGGUGGGGGGGAUGGGUUGGGGCCAUCCCUGGGUGGGCUUGGGGGGCAGAACUCCCCCUCCCAGUGGGACACGUCCAUAGAGAGAUGCGGGGGGUUCGGGGCUGGGGUGGGGUCGUCCCUGGAUGGGCUCAGGGAGCUGAGUUCCCCCUCCCAAUGGGGUGCGGAGAGAAGCGGGGGGUUUGUGGCUGGGCUGAAGCCAUCCCUGGAUAGGGGUGGGGGGCUGAGCCCCACGGGUGCAGAGAGAAGCAGGGGGCUUAGCACUGGGCUGGGGUCCUCCCUGGAUGGGAUUCGGGGGUCGAGCUCCACAUCCCAGUGGUACACAGCAGAGAGAAGUGAGGAGCUCGGGUCCCAGCCAUCCCUGGAUGGGUUUCGGGGUUCAGGCUCCUCAUUGCAGUGGGGCACAUCGACAGAGAGAAGUGGGGGGCUCAGCAGUGGGUUGAGGCCAUCCCUGGACAGGUUUCGGGGCUCGGAUUCCACGUCCCAAUGGAGCAGAUCCACAGAGAGAAGUGGGGGGCUCGGUGUCAGGGCUGGGUCAGGGGCAUCUCUGGAUGGGGUUGAGGGAUUGAGCUCCACAUCUUCCUGGGGUGCUUCCCUGGGCAGAAGUGGGGGGCUCAGCUCCAAAUCCAGUGAUGAGAGGGAGGGUCUGAGGUCCAGGAGCCUCUGGGGUGCAUCGGGAGGAGGAGUUGGGGGGCAGAGCUCCCGCUCUCAGUGGGAGACGGGAGGGCAUAGGAAGGGGCUCUCCUCUAACAGCUCCUGGAGAGGGGAAAAUGAGGUGACCCACUGGGGCAGCUCUGGGAGUUUGAGUCACCAGUUUGGGAGAGGGAAAGAGGAUUUGGGUUCCAGUGGUAAGAAGGAGGCAGGGGGCUGGGCACGGGGGUUUCUCCGGCGCUUCCCCUGGAGGGCUACGAGCGAUGCAGGGUUGGCUUCAGGGAGCCAGUGGCAAGCAGGACAGGGAGUGACCUCCCGCCCUCACUUGUUACGGUCAGCCCCAAAGCAGCAGGUGGAAGGGAAAGGCAAAGGUCUGGAGUUCUACCUCUCCAAGUUCCUUUGCCUGGCCAGUGUUGUGUUGCUGCUGAUUUUUCUGGGCAUCCUCGUGGUGAAGAUGAUCGGGUCGGACUGGCUGGACAGAAGAGAGGAGAGCUUUAAUCUCUUGCCUGUGGAUUGUGACAAAAGAAAGGAUGAUUUCUGCCAAGCAAAGCAGAAGGAUGUAGUAAUGGACAUGCUGCAUGAGUUGUAUAACUACUUGUCUGUACAAGCUGGUAAUUUUGAAUGUGGAAACCCUGAGAAUCUAAAAAGCAAAUGCAUUUGGGUUAGUGAAGCAAAGGAUCACGUGGUGAAUAUAACUGGAAGUUCUCCACAGCAGUUUGAAGCUGCCCUGCUCUGGAUACUAAACAGCAACAAGGAUUUGGGAAUCAAGUUGAAAGGCAGAGACCUCUUGGAAUCAGUUACCAAAGUGGAGGAAGUGUUCUGUCUGGAAUCAGCCCAUCCUCAGAUGGGGCUGGGCUGCCGUUUCCGUCGGGCAGUGGUCACUGCCAUUAUGAACCUGUUCCUCUUUUUCUGGAGUCUGAUAACUCUCUGGGGGAUCCUGCUCCUCCUCAGGUAUCGCUGGCGGAAGAUGGAGGAAGAGGAACAAGCCAUGUAUGACAUGGUGAAGAAGAUCAUAGCUGUUGUCCAGGACCACUACAAGGAAUGGGAAAGGAAUUUGGAGCGUUAUCCCUAUGUUGGCAUUUUCCACGUCCGGGACAGCCUCAUCCCUCCCCAGAGCAGAAAAAAAAUGAAACGAGUCUGGGAGAGAGCUGUGGACUUUCUGGCUUCAAACGAGUCCCGGAUUCAGACAGAAUCCCACAGAGUAGCAGGAGAGGAUAUGUUGGUGUGGAGAUGGACUCAGCCUUCUUACGUCUCGGAUUCGGAGCACUGAAGAGGAGCAGAAGUGGAGCAAGUGUUGCUGUGGACCCUCUGGAAGGGGAGAGUCCCUUCUCUGGUGGUGGGAAAGAGCAGGUCAUGGUCCUGAUCUCCUAGGGUUGGGGAUUGCACUUCUCUGUUUGCUCUUCUUUCUAAAAAACUUUCUACACAAAAAUUCAGGGCAAUAAUGUUGGCUUGGAAAGAAGAUGGGCUUGAGCUUGGUGGGAAGCUAGGGCUGCACCAAAGUUAGCCUUCCAGCAGAUACCUGGCUUCCAUAGGCAUGCAAACCUGGAACAACUUUUUAAAUAGAGAAAAAAGAAAAAGCACACCUAAUAUUGAGGGACACAGGAGCUCUCUGACAAUGGUUUGGUGUGGAAAAUUUGACCUCAAUUCUGCAAAAGCCAACUGGUGGCAGCGACCAUCAGGGAAUGUGUUUAAAGGUGAUUAACAUUUCCCAUGGAAACAUUAGGGUGGCAGUUAAGAUACAUAUUUUUUUUUUGGUUAGAAUUUGUUUUUAUUAGUGUAAAGACAGCAAUGAAAGCACUUGGUGCUUCCUGCAGAGGAAGAUGUUUGUGGCAGCUUCACCCUUUCAAAAUGGGGGAAUUGGGGGGGAAAAGCCAGGAGCAGGCAAGUCCCAGAGGGAGGGCAGUCUGAGGUGCCUUGGUGGUUUGGGCUGAGUUGGGUGGGAUGGAGGAGUGGUUAUGAUGCUGUUACAUUUUUAUAAGUCUGCUGUCUGUGUGCUUUCUGAUUUCUGGGGGAGGGUGGGGGGAGGUUUUGGGUGGAAAACAAAAGCUAUAGGAAGCUUCCCAAAGCGCUUUCCUGUGGCUCCAGCCAAAGGGACUGCGUCAGGGGGUAGUAAAGUAAAGAGCAGCUUUGGAAAGGCUUUUAGGGCUGAAUGUACAUGUUUAUCCUGGGCAGCUGCAAUGUUUGUGCUGUGUGUGGCAGAGCAGAGAUGUUCCAUGUGUGGAGGGCUCACGUCCCACGUUCCUGCAGCCUCCCCACAGCUCCAAGGAGCAGUGAUCCUCUGGUCACGCUGCGGGCGUCCUGUUUUGUAGCUGUAAUAAUUUGCUUCCUUCAGUUCUUUUUUCUGUCCAGCAAAUGAAUGUUUGUUUCAAAGAAAAUAGCACCAAUGUGUGGCAGUUUAGGCUAGGCAGAGAUACUGCUAAUCUACUCUUCCCAGGGUUGUAGAACAACCAUCCAGCUCUCUACUGAGGCAGCAGGGACCAAAUCCCUUUCUGGCACAGACAGGUGAAACCUGCAGAGAGGAACCAGCCUUGAUUUGAACCCGUGGAACCCAGGGAUGUUGUUCUCCUCAGUGUCACAGCACAGUGUGAGUGCUGGCAUCCAUUUCUGCCCCUGGAUGCUCCCAGAGCUUCCUCUCCAGGUGCUGGCUUGGCUUAGGACUGCUGCCCAAGCCCUGCUCCAGCUUGGGUGAUGCCACCUACCAGGUGGGUUCCCUGUGCCACUCCCUGUUUGCCUCCUGGUCUCAAGCCUGCACUUCUCCACCCCAUUGCUGGCUUUGGGGUUGUUUUUUUUUCCACCUACACACUCCACAGGCUGCAGAGACUCCUCCUGUAGCUCCUGCUGUGGUCAUCAACCAAAAGGAGUAGAGAGGGUGGGUUUUUCUAGGAACAAAACACAGGGAGCUCUUUCCCAUGAAAUGGGGAAUAUCCUGCUUGGGGUUGCCUCUGACCCCAUAGUUUCUGUUUGGUUGCAAAGGUUGGGUGUUUGAACAGAAGAGGAGACUUAACAGCUGUCUUCAAGACAAUGAGCAGUUUCUUCCAUUGUUAGUAAAAUAGAGGAUAAAGUGAAGGCAGCCUUGGUUCUUCUAAAAUGCUGUAACAAGAUCAUCACUGCUGCUGUACAAGUCUCCUGCAAACACCAGUGCCUACACUCUUAAACCUUUUUAAAAAUACUUGUUUGGGGGCUGGGUUAGCUUUUUUUUUUAAACAGCCCAUAUCCAAAAGUGAAGAGUCAGGCAUUGCAGUCAUCUUUUUUGUAUUAAACUUGUUUUUGUAGAAUAAAUUUCACUGGCUUGGUGCUGUUUAUAUGUUCAACUUAGCUCUGUAAACCAAUAUAUAAAAUAAAUUUAUUACAAAUAA